Molecule: messenger RNA, 1006 nt
Organism: Aspergillus pseudonomiae
Lineage: Eukaryota; Fungi; Ascomycota; Eurotiomycetes; Eurotiales; Aspergillaceae
Product: alpha/beta hydrolase
Exons: 2
Coding region: 19-789 (256 amino acids)
Source: RefSeq, a predicted model, not a curated record
CCCACCUUCAGACCAACCAUGUCCCAACCCAAACAACCCCCAACCCUCCUUCUAUGCCCAGGCUCCUGGCACACCCCAACAAGCCUCACCCACCUCCAAACCGCCCUGAAGAGAGCCGGCUACCCAACGCAAACAAUCGCCCACCCCACCAACGGCGCCGACCCGCCCACCAAAACCCUCACCGACGACACCACCAACCUCCGCCAGACCCUCUCCCGCCUCAUCGACCAAGAAGGCAAAGGCGUGGUGCUAAUCGCCCAUUCCUACGGUGGCCUUGUGACCUCCAACGCAGCCGAAGGUCUCGGGAGGCAAGAACGUGCCAAUCAGAGUCUGCAGGGGGGAAUUGUACUCCUGAUUUAUAUGACUGCGUUUCUGGUGCCCCGGGGAGAGAGCCUUUUUGGGGUGUUGGGGGAAUAUAGACCUGCGAAUAUGGUUUUGGAGGGCUCAUAUUGCCGGGCAACCUCCGCGAGAGAAUCUUUCUACCAUGACCUCUCGCCCGACAUGCUGGUUGAAGCGGAGGCGCAGCUGACGCAUAGUUGUAUUGGGGCGUAUACUGAGAGUGUCAAUUACGAGCCCUGGCGGGAUAUCCCAUGUGCUUAUAUUUUCUGUGAGGAGGAUCGGGCGCUGGGGCUUCCGGUGCAGGAGAUGUUAGUUGACAUGAUGAGGAGCAGUGCGCCUUUUCCAGUCCGGACGGGGAGGUUGAGGGCGUCGCAUUCGCCGUUUUAUAGUAUACCUCUGGAGACGGCAGAGGUCAUUGUGGGGUUUGUUAGAGAGGUGGAGGGGGUUUAGGAGUUGAUCUUUUUUUUUGGGUGGUGUAAUAUGUGGUUUGGAUUGAUUACAUGUUUGUGGUGUGUUUAGGUGAUGAUUUGUGUUUACGUAUGCAUUGUUUGUGGUUGGUUAAAGAUAGGUUUAUGUUUGUAUUCUUGUUCGUUCAAGGGUAUCAACUUAAACAGUCAAUGCAUGCAAGUACAUGGAUUCAGAAUACUGGGUCAUGGUCAGCCACUAA